CAACAGAGACUGGAGUGUUCCGCUGGUUAAGACCAAACAUCUGAAUCGAGGAAGAAGAAAUGUUUGUCCCUGUUCCGUUAUUACAGGGUUUCCAAGGAAAAUUUUGGCGUAAACUCUUUUGACUUUUAUCUUUUUUGAUGGAUAUAAAAUUUAAUCUCGCAUGUUCGUAGCAGCAAGGAGAAUAAUGGCAGUGUUUUCGUGUUUUUUAGCUCUGAAUGCGUAAAUCAAUGCUUAGUUCGCAUCAAAUUGGGAAUUACGGCUAAUGAAGGGCGACGAAAAGGUAAAACUUUACCCGUGAAAAUGGUAGGUAGGGGGAGGCUGCUGCCCUGUGCAGGUUUGGGGCUGUUUGGUGUCCUGUGCUGGGUUUGGGUGUCUUUUGCCUCUUUUCCCGACGACCAGCUCCGUCUGGAAGUCUUUGACAGCGGGGACCGCGGCGCCUUUCUACCGCAAAGCGCUUUCCGGGAGAUGGAGUUUGCCUCCAUCGCUUCCUACAAAGGACCCGGUAACAAUGACGGUCGCAGUAACAAGCAGCUUCCCAUACUGCUGUGGUGGAGCGCGGGGCUUUUCCCACAUUUCCCGGGGGACACUGAACGCAUCGACUGUGCAACGUCCUCCUGUCUGGUCACAAGCAACCGCAAGGUCCAGCUGUACAAGAGGACAGCAUCCAUCAUAUUCUAUGGGACGGACUUCAGGGCGUAUGAGGCGCCGCUUCCUCGUCUGCCCCAUCAGACCUGGGCUCUGUUUCAUGAAGAGUCCCCCAUGAACAACUACUUCCUUUCUCACGCACCUGGAAUCAGGCUUUUCAACUACACAGCCACCUUCAGAAGAGAAUCCGACUAUCCGCUGACCCUGCAGUGGCUGCCCUCCCUGGAUUACCUGCUGCAGCCUGUGGCGGUGUCCCUGGAGGAGAAGAACCGCCUGAGGAGAGCGGGCAUGGCCCCUGUUCUCUACAUGCAGUCUCACUGUGAUGUGCCAUCAGAUAGAGACAGAUACGUCCAGGAACUGAUGAAAUACAUUCAGGUGGACUCCUAUGGGAAAUGCUUAAAUAACAAGCCGCUACCAGAACACCUGGAGGACACGUCCACUGCCACUGGCGAGGAGCCCGGGUUCAUGAAUUUCGUGGCCCGAUACAAGUUCCACCUGGCCUUUGAGAAUGGCCUGUGUCCAGACUAUAUGACGGAGAAGCUCUGGCGGCCUCUCCAUCAGGGCUGCGUGCCCGUCUAUCGAGGCUCGUCUGCUGUGGCCGACUGGCUGCCCAACGGCCGCUCUGCGAUAGUCAUCGAUGACUUCCCCUCGCCGGAAGCCCUCGCCGACUUUCUGCGGCAUCUGGACGAGAAUGAUGAGGAAUACCUGAGGUAUUUGGAAUUCAAGAACUUCAAAAGCAUCACCAACAGUCGCUUGCUGCAGGCGCUGGAGACCCGAGAGUGGGGGGUGAAUGACAUGAGCAAGCCCAACUACUUGAAUGGCUUUGAAUGCUACGUGUGCGAUCAGGAGAAUGCUCGGCUGGCAGCAGAGCGAGCACAUAGGAAAGACCCCAAACGGAGCCCGCCUCCUCUGCCUAAAAUGGCUUCGAACUCCCACAUGGGCUGCCCGCUGCCCAGCCCCGGAUACGGACACGUCCAGGACCUGCCAACAGACGAUGGAUGGUUGCAAAUAUGGCCUCAGGAUUACUGGCAGAGCCUGGACCAGGCAGAGGGGCUGGAGUCUCUGAUAAGACAUAACGAGUCCGACCCCGCUCUGCUGUGGAGGCACAUCCAAAGCAUUACGGAGCGCCGAGCCAGAGGAAAACACCGACCCGGGCCUCGGAAAACAAACAGAUGAUGGAGCGCAUCCAGGAUUAAAGGGGUUUCCCAAAUACCGCAUCCCAAAUGAGGUGGACAUGACUCGCGUUUUGCACCUGAGCCAAUACCCCUUUAAAUAGUCCAGUUAGAUCAGGGUUUUUCAAAAGUCCCAAUCCGAUUUUUGAUCUAUUUCUUUGAUUAAAUGUUUUAACCAAAAUCAAAAACUUGUGGACAGUUAGAGUAUUUCAUGAGAAAUUCAUCUCUGAGAUGUGGGUAGGACUGUUGGCGUAGAGCAACCCCGCCCCCCUUCCCCUCUCGGUUUCUGAAACAGACGGAUCAGGGAGCUUGUGUCACCCCCCCUUCCCCCCACGCAUUUUUUCAUCUGCUCCUAACUUACAAUUUGAAUGAUUAAAUACUCAGAAAUAUAA
Messenger RNA from Oryzias melastigma (Indian medaka), 2209 nucleotides. It is a transcript of the gene pofut4, whose product is annotated as fucosyltransferase 11 (alpha (1,3) fucosyltransferase). Lineage: Eukaryota; Metazoa; Chordata; Actinopteri; Beloniformes; Adrianichthyidae. The transcript is spliced from 4 exons. Gene Ontology annotation, cellular component: Golgi membrane. The coding region runs from base 301 to 1821 and encodes 506 amino acids. The record is from RefSeq and is a predicted model, not a curated record. Gene Ontology annotation, molecular function: alpha-(1->3)-fucosyltransferase activity.